Molecule: messenger RNA, 897 nt
Organism: Acanthosepion pharaonis
Lineage: Eukaryota; Metazoa; Mollusca; Cephalopoda; Sepiida; Sepiidae
Source: the annotation of a GenBank genome assembly
AUGACUCACUCAACUCCUUCUUCUUCUUCUUCUCCUUCUUCCUCCUCCUCCUCCUCUUCCUCUUCUUCUUCUUCUUCUUCUUCUUCUUCUUCUUCUUCUAUGGGCUGCCAUAUAGCUAUCUAUCUAUCACUGUUUAUCAUAUCUAUUUAUCUAUCUACCUAUUUCUGUUUAUCAUAUCUAUCUAUCUAUCUAUCUAUCUAUCUAUCUCGGUCUGUCAUAUCUUUAUAUCUAUCUAUCUCUGUUUAUCAUCCCUAUCUAUCUAUCUAUCUCGAUUUGUCAUGUCUAUCUAUCUACGAGCUCAUUUCUUUCUUUCUUUCCUUCUUUCUUUUUUCUUCUUUCCUUCUUUCUUUUUUCUUCUUUCCACACUUUCUUUCCUUCUUAUCAAUGGUCUACUCUCUUUUUGGUUAUUUGAUGCAUUGCCUUCAUUUUCUCAUUAUUGUACCCUUACAGAUUUCUUUCUUUCUUUCCUUUCUUUCUUUCUUUCUUUCUUUCUUUCUUUCUUUCUUUCUUCUUCCCCUGUUGCUUUCUUUCUUUCUUUCUUCCUGUCUGCCUUUCUUUCUUUCUUUCUUUCUUUCUUUCUUUCUUUCUUUCUUUCUUUCUUCCUGUCUGCCUUUCUUUCUUUCUUUCUUCCUGUCUGUCUGUCUUUCUUUCUUUCUUUUCUCCUACUCUCAUUUUGGCUUAUCUGAUGCAUUGCUUUCUUUCCUUCUUUCUUGUACCCUUACAGAUUUCUCUGUUUCUUUCUUUCUUUCUUUCUUUCUUUCUUUCUUUCUUUCUUUCUUUCUUUCUUUCUUUCUCCUUAUUCUUUCUUUCUUUCUUUCUUUCUUUCUUUCUUUCUUUUCUUUCUUAUAUCUUUCUUUCUUUCUUUCUUUUCUUUUACUCUCAUUUUGGCUUAUCUGA